This is a messenger RNA of Pseudophryne corroboree (corroboree frog), 3598 nucleotides long. RefSeq lists its product as uncharacterized. Lineage: Eukaryota; Metazoa; Chordata; Amphibia; Anura; Myobatrachidae. The coding region runs from base 2081 to 2986 and encodes 301 amino acids. The transcript is spliced from 3 exons. The record is from RefSeq and is a predicted model, not a curated record.
UCAGGGAGCCGCAGCAGCGCUAUAUAACUGGUAGCUGCGCUGCUGCAGCAGUCCCCUCUCCUUCCACAUCUCAUUGCACCCAAUAGGAAUCCUCAGACUCGUCUCCCACCCAAUCAGUGCUGCAUCCCAACCAAAUUGUUCCCCGCACUCCCAUUAGGCCCCGCCCCCUCACGGAUAGGCCGAUGCCGGGCACUGACUGAGUCCCGUGGACGUGGAUGCCACUGUCGCUGCUGCUGCUGCCGAUCAGGCCGUGGGCUGCUGGAAGAGUGCCGGGAGCAGUGUUACAGUGAGCUGCAUGCGGUCCCCAAGCAGCCCAGUGUGCUCUAUAACAGCCUCGGCCGUGACACCUCCCGCAUGGGGGAGACUCCUUCCUUGCACCAUGGUUUCCACAGACCGGGGAGACGCCGGAGGGAUCAGAGCGGACUGGGCACCCUCCUCCCCCCACCACCCUCAAGCAGCGCACACAGUCUCCACAGCGUACGGAACUGCCAGGAGUCUCCGGUGAAUGAGUCAUGUAGCGGUGGUGAUUGCCGUAUACCCGCGGUAUUAUCACUGUCGACCAUCAUCCAUGCAGUAAACAGACCAAGAACACCUCCAAGUCGGUGAUCCGCUCCACAAAAAGCGAGUUUGUCUACUAUUAAGUAGACCAUCCCUUUUGCUUGUUAUUUACAGGAAAGGACUAAAGAGGGAAAAUGCAAUGAAGGCUUGUGGCACAGCUCUGAAGCAACCAGCUAAAGAAGAUCCAAGCUACUGUGACCAGCACACAACCAAUCCCUGUGGGAGGUGCUUGUCAUAAUCUGCAACCUGGUGAUGAGGUGAUGGUAAGAAAUUUCCUGAGAUCGGGCUCGCUGACAGACCGGUGGGAAGGACCUUACCAAGUCUUGUUGACAACCCCAACUGCUGUUAAGAUAAAGGAGAAGACUUCAUGGAUCCACUCCACCCACUGCAGAAAAGUCACGCCUCCUGAGACAGCACAUGUGGAAGAUAUUCUCCAAGACUCCUCUGCACUUCACCAGUAAAACCAGCAAGUGAGUGGUUCGGGCAUAAUAAUCCCUUGAGCCACUUGCCAACGCAGUAUCUCUGUGGAGGGUACAUAACUCCUAGAAGAGUACUGUGAAGAUAAAGGACAACAAAGACAAUGCUAAACAGGAUGAUGCUGAUAGGCCAAAGGCCAGACCGUGGACUAUGGGGGUGCAUUCUCUCAUGGGCAUGUCUGAUUACAAUCAUACUCAUUGUGCUUGAGUGUUGUAUAUACAUUCCAGGGUCUGUUAACAAUGUGACCAGUCAAACAGGUAAUGUAACAUCUUACAAUGAAGCGUUAUUCAAGACACGUGUGUGUAGGGCCUUACAAAAGAAUAAUUAUGGAGGAGAAUUUACAGGUAAUUCCAUGAUAGCAAUGCACAGUAAAAUUGCAAAGGCUCUCAACACAAGCAAAUGUUGGAUUUGUACCCACCUACCCAUCAGUGUAGAUGCAGGUAUACCCCUCCAGGCUCAUUACAUAAGCACAGCUGACAUGAUAGACAGAGAUUGGUCCUGCCAUAAGCGAAAGAAUGGUAGUCGCAGUUGUGCCAAUAAGACACCUAAAGUACAGAAUAUAGUAGACUUCCCAUAUUUGGAUGUCUUAGAUGCAGGCUUGCUGUAUGCGCCCGCUCUGCAGGUAUCUGCAGCCAAAGGGAAACCUGAAUUCUGCUUAAGUGUUAAUGAAAAGUCCCACCCAUAUGUGUACAAGGAAAAAAUAUUACAGGUAAAAAGCCCAAACCUAGGGUACACUAACUAUACUGGAGCCACAUUUGUGGUAAAGAUGUCCGGUAGAUGCUCCCUCAAGAAUCUCAAAACCUGUUGGCAUUCCAUAGAUGCAAAUGGGGCAUUAACACCUAACGAUACUUUAUACCAACUACAGAGAAAGGUGUACACUUGAUAACAGCACAUGUGGAGAUGCCAAUGGUAAUAACACAGGGUACUUUAUGAUAUACAUAAGGCUCAUUUAUACCAAAACUUUUGGGAUGCCUCUGCCUAAGGGUAUGUAUUGGGUUUGUGGAAAAUGGGCAUACUCAUGGAUUCCCUUAGGUGCUAAAGGACAAUGUGUACUCUCCUCAGUAUUCCUAUAGAGCAUGACUUGGUGCCAAGUGACCUGACAUAUUUAAGACAUCUCAGUAAAAGAGAAGUGAAAAAAGGAUAUGUAUCUUUCAGAUUUUCUGAUGGUGAACGUACGGCUGGAACUUUGUUUCCUCUGUCCACUAUCUAUUUGGUGGAAAAAGCUGUGUCCCAAACCUUAACGGUACUAGAUCAGAUGGUAGGGGAAUUGGUCGUUUCAAUCAAUCAGACAGUGGAAGAGCUGGCUCAAGUAAGAAAAGUGGCUUUACAAAAUAGGAUGGCACUGGAUCAGCUGUUGGCAGCAGAAGGGGGCACGUGUGCAGUGGUAGGACAAGAAUGUUGUACUUAUAUUGAAGAUCACAGAGCUGAAAUAAGUGCUCAUCUGAGCAAGGUGGGAGAGUUGCAGCAGGAAAUGAUAAGGUUAGGUGCUAGUGAAGGUUGGGAUCCACUUGGAUGGCUAGGAGGAAGUAUUGCAAAGCUUUUUUCUGGAGUAUUGCAGUACAUUGUGUUUGCUGCACUGAUUGUAGGAAUCAUAUAUCUUACCAUCAAGUGUGGACCAGUAGUCUGUGUACAAUGUGGUAAAGGAUUUAAAAGGUUGAAAGUGCACCAUGAAAUGACCAUUGUGGUGGUAGAUGAUGAGGUUCCACUAGAACAGGUGACUCAGGGAACAAGUCAGGGGCAGCAGGAAAGACAGGUGGUAUAUGCUGACAUGAGCAAAUCUUAUGAAAGUUUACAACUCCAGGAAGCUGAGCCCAUAUACCAGGCUUUAGAGGAGGAUCAGGCAGGUAGGGAAAGUACACAGCUUGUUAAUUUUACUUAUGGACUGGAUAACAGGGUAGAAAUGAAUCAGGAUGAGUAUGUUAGACAUGAAAUACAAGCGAGUUUCACCUAACUGUGUCAACACCCUCUUAGCCAACACCAGAAGGUUCCUAUAAAAAGAACAGGGAUUCCCGUCCGGUGCGGUGAGCAUUGGCGCCAGGCCCAUCCCCGUGAACCUACCUUUUUCCUAUGUUGUGCGUCUACCUAACCCUCAUUAGAAAUUGUGAAAUUGAACCUUCUGAUUUGUGUAUUAGAGUGUCAAGUAUAUUGGCAGAGAGAGGAAUGAUAUAGAUAAGUGAAUACACAAAAUGGAAGCUGGAUGUCAGUUUGUCUAUUGCUUAAAAGAAACUGUUGCUUUAAAUGUGAUUCUUAUAUGUUUGCAGAAACUUUGAUUUUAGUAGCAAUUAAGGAAGUUAGUCUAGCUUUACAGUAUUUCAUAGACUGUGGUUAGCUAGUAUCCUAUAGAAAAGGGAAGUCGAAAGUAUGUUGAAGGUAAAAGUAUAUUUUUAAUGUAACAGUCAUAAUCACAAGAUGCUGAGCUAAUUAAUUGGAAAUCCCCCAUAAGGGGAGUUUAUAAAUUAUAAUAUAUUCUGAUAUUUGAAAUGUAAUUGGUCUAUGUAUAUGAUUGGCUUGUUAAUUUGAUUAGAUCAUGUAAUGCUAUGAUGAAAGUAUAUAAGAUGAAAUC